UAAAAAUAAGUAGUUGAUUUAGUUAUUUAAUUUCUAUUGGAUUUGACAUAGAAAUUUUGUUUUCAUUUACGUUAAUUAUGAAGUUUACAUAAAUACCCUCAUGUGAAAUCAGUUCGUACACCCCGCUAUCAUCGAGGUGUUUACAAAUUAAAUAUUUUGAGUUGAUUUUAACAUAAAAAAAUAUAUAAAUAUCUAACUUCUAAAAAAUAUUGAUUUUUGUCUAGGUAGUUUGCUUUACUUGCGCAACGCUACUGGACAAUCGAUUGACGUAUCAUUUGUCAUUGUCAAAAGGUUUGGGAGAUGAAAACGAAUAUACAUACACACAUACAGAACUAGAUCAGAUCAGCCAUCUUUUAGGUGUUUUCGGGCAAAGUGAUACGUGUUAAUGUGAAUUUCAAGCUUUAAAGCAGUGAAACAGUGAAUGAAUGUAAUAAAAUGUGGCAAAAACUUGAAAUGUUUUGUAAAUAAAGUGAUAGUUUUCUGUUACUUACCUCUAUAUUAUUAUAGGUAUGUGCUUACCCACACUAAAAAGCUACCUGUUUCAAUCAUGAAGAACCCGUUUUUAAUGAAAAAAUAAGUAUCAUCAAUAUCAUCAUAUUACUCCUUUAUUUAAUUACAUAAAAAUGGCAAAUGUAGACAUGAAAGAUGAAUUACAAAGUCCAAUUUCUGUUGUGAUAAAAAAAGAGCCAAUAGAGUGUGAUGUAGACAUCAAAGUGGAGCCCCAAGAUGGAGAAGGAGCUGCUUCAGUUGAAAUUAUUUCUACUAUUAAAAAGGAAUAUGAAGAAGAAACAGUCGAAAAUUUGACUGUUAAAAAGGAAUGUGAUUCUAUUGUAGUUGAACAUAUAACAGUCAAGAUUGAACCUGUUGUUUAUAGUAGCGAUGAUGAAGUGGACCUAGCUAGCUAUGCCCUAGCAAAAUGUCAAGAAACCCAACCGCAGAACAAUCUUCCUAGCCUGAGAACUCGCACAAAGAUCCCAAGGAAGUCAAACGAUCAUGAUGAGGACUACAGGCCACCGAAAAAGAAGAAAAAGGUCAUAAAUGAAGUAGUGAAGAAAACAUAUACAAACAAGGCAAAGAAAAAAGAAAACUCCUACUCCGAUAAUGUGACAAAGAACAUAGAGCUAGUGACGAUCACGGAGGAAGAAAGAGAGAUGGAGUUCAGGGACCUCUGGCAAAGUCGCAGACACAUGCGGUACUUUUGUGAGGACUGCGCUGUGGGCUUCGUUAUGGAGGAGCCAUAUUUGUUGCAUAUGAAAAGCCAUGCGCCGGAAGCAGGCGAGUUUAUGUGCGAAAUAUGUCGCUGUCGCGGCAACAACAAGGAGCAAAUGUACAAACAUAAACUACGACAUUUUCGCCGCUACCGCUGCGCCAUCUGCCGACGUGUGUUUAAAGACAAGGAGACAGCGUCGAGUCACGUGAUGACCGAACAUGUUCACGAAACAUUCAUCUGUGGAGAGUGCGGCAAGGGAUUCAGGAGACCAGCGUACCUCAAGAAACAUGUCGCGCAACAGCACACAAAAGGUCAACAGCAUGAGUGCCCCAUAUGCGAGCGCGUGUUCUUCCACCGAAGCAUGUACAACACACACCUUAGAAGACACAAUGAAGAAGUCCGCAACCCAGUCCACCAGCUCUUUAUCUGCGACCUCUGCUCCAAGCAUCUCAAAACCAAGCAAGCUUUACGGCGCCAUCUAGCGGUCCACGCAAGAACUUUCGAUAUUCCGUGCUUGCUCUGCCCUUCCAUGUUUCAUACGAAGAAGGGAUUAAGGUUGCACGAGCUGAAUAAACAUUCAGGAGACAAAGAGCGGCGAAUGUUACAGCAAUGUCCGCAAUGCGAGCGCGAAUGUACGACUCCCGCUCUACUGCGGCAACAUAUUAGACGGAUGCAUACUGACAGAACCAAAAAGUACCAAUGCGACGACUGCAAACGCUUCUACUGGAGCAAAGGCGAGAUCCGCUCUCACAUCGUGUGGUCGCACGCGCCGAGCCGCGGGAAACGCGCGCUGUUCUGCUGCGGGCGCGAAUUCCGUACACGGAGCAGGCUGAAGGACCACAUAACGAUCCACCAUUUAGGUCACGAGAGGGAAAGGAUACAUAAGUGCGACCAGUGUGAUAAGGCUUUCGCGAAUAAGCAAGUCCUAACCCGCCACAAGAAGUGCCACACCGACUGCACGUACCCCUGCCCCGACUGCGGAGUCCGCUUCAAAUGCGAGGCCUACGUCAAAGUGCACCAGCAGCUCAAGCAUCUCAACAUGACCCGAGCCGAAAUAAAGGCUUUAAAACAAGCCAGAAAAGCAUUAAACUCACCGAAAGGUUUGCGACCUCUGUCAGGGGUGCCCAACUUUAAUGAACUACCAAAAGGUUUACAACCUCUUUCAGGGGCGCCCAACAUUGAACCUCAAGAUUUAAGUGUGAGAAGUGAAAAAGAAACAGCUUUUGAGACAGUGUUAGUGAAGCAAGAAGUGGAUGAUGAUAGUGAGAUUAGUGUGCCACUGUUCGAUUUGGAGGAUUUGAAAAGUAGGGUGUGAUUAAAACAAGCCAGAAAAGCUUUCCCAUCAAAAGGUUUGCCACCUCUGUCAGGGGUGCACAACUUUAAUGAACCACCAAAAGGUUUACAACCUCUUCCAGGGGCACCCAACAUUGAACCUCAAGAUUUGAGUGUGUGAAAAGAAAAUUAGUUUUGAGACAGUGUUAGUGUCCUUAGUAAAGCAAGAAAUGGAUAGUGAUUAAUAGUGUGCCACUGUUCGAUUUGGAGGAUUUGAAAAGUAGGGUGUGAUGUGAGUGAAAAAGUAUUUACAGUACAUAUGGUGCUACUUUCUCGCACUACUGCGUAAAAGAGCACUUUUCGUGCAUAUGUCGAAAGUUUAAAUAGCCAUAUGCACUGUAAAACGUUGUACGAUACACGUGCAAAUAGGUAAUUCGCAACACGUGUCGAUUUAAAACACUCCCUGCGGUCGUGUUUUAAUUUAUCGCCACUCGUUUCGAAUUUCCUCUUUUCCGCACUUGUAUCGUAAAUAACUAUUAUCAAAUACUUGCAGGGUUAUUCAUUCAUAUCAUAGUCUACAUUUAUAGUAAUGAAAUUGUGUCACAAGAGAGCGAAAUGAAAUGAUAUUUACGGCGAGGCCGUACACACAGUGAGGGGAUUCUAAAAUAUGAUGCUGAACGUAGUGAGGGAUUCAAGUGUAAGUGUAACCCAAGAAAAUGGUUGACCAUUUUGAUUUGAUGAUGUCGUGAAAAGUAUUUGAGUGUACAUACUAAGUUUUGAAUCUAGUCUUCACUUUGUAAAGUGAUGUAGAAUAAAAUAGCAUGAUAUUACGGGAUGUGUAAUGUAAUACAGUUGGUAUAUUGUCAGAUGACAACCAAAACUCACUAAACAAUUACUAUCACAAGUUAAGAGCCAUAGUGAACCGGGCUAAUCCCAAAAUAAGGUUUACUGACGGUAUACUUUGUCAAUGUGGCUAAGACUGUCUAUGAGGUAAGACCGUCUACAAACUCUUUCGUCGCUUCUAACUCUUGCGUUUGUACACAUACUCCACUCGUAGAAGGUCGGUAUAGCAGAAGGAGUAAGCUUUUCCUUUCUGAAUUGUGUUUGAGCGACGUACCUAUGUAUACAAAUACGAAAGUUCUUGUCCUAUGACGGUAUUCCCUGCAAUAAAUUGUAUGUAAUAUGCCGAUCUUUCCCACAUUGACUUUAACUGGAGUUACUGAAAGUCAAGUGGACAAUAGUUAAAUUUUACAAUGUUAUUUUUAGCAGCAGAUUUUUUUAUUUUUGUUAGCAGAAGUAGCUGCUUACAAAAUGUAAAAAUAUGGGUGCAUAUAACUUCUUAAAAAUAUGUCCCAUAGUUCUUAAUUCGCUGACGUAAAAGCUAUGGGACAUAUUUUUGAGUAUGAUGUGUGUAACCAAAUUUUUACACUGUACAAAACUAGAUUAAUAGCUCUAUAAGUUCUAGACAAAAUAAUUAAUUAAUGAAUGUAGCAUUCUUAUUAUUAUUAGUAGCAUAAAUAUUGUCAACCUACCUCAUAACAUGGAUAAUUGACCAAAUACAGUGGAACCCGCCUAAUACGAUUUCUCGCGUGAUACACCAUACCCAUACCAUGAUUUACAUUAAUCUAAAUUAAACUUUAGUGAGACACUUUAAAAUAUUUAGAACACAACGGUUACACACACUUGAAUUUUUAGUCGCUAUUAGCGACAUAUUUCGGGCCUGUCGGGGGUCCGUCUUCAGGCGCUCGUGCUCGCGGCGGCUGCACUCCGACUCCGUGCGCCGCCCGCUUCACCGCUCGUUGCGCGCGCGCGCUGACAGGGCGGCGCGGGGCAGUCCGCAGCAGGAGUUGCAGCCGACGGGCCCGAAACAUGUCGCCAAUAGCGACUAAAAAUUCAAGUGAGUGGAACCGGUUGUGUUCUAAAUAUGAUUUACAUUGAUCACUGCCGCUGUUUGCGUACAUUUUAUUUCAUGGUAAAUACGCUUUUCCGCUUAAGCUGUAUUUGGCGCUUCAGCGCGUUUUACUGUAAUAACGAGAUCUGCGAAUCGUUAUCGUUUCGUUUGGUCAUUUAGGGUUAUUCCAAGCUGUUAUCUACUGUAUGGUUUUUGCUCAUUUAAAAUAAAAUACCUAAUAUAUAAAAUAUUAUGUUAUCAUUGGGAAUAACUGAGAGAAAACUCCUACUUAGUUACCACUGGUAAAGAAAACACCUUUUCUCCUCACUAGCUCGGAAAGCCGUCUUUUAUCCUUGAAAACAAGCGGGGAAAAACGCAUUUUAUCUACUAGUGGGGAAAGUAAUUUGACCUUGGAUGGAGCGUGUUUAAGUAGCUUUUGACAGAUAACAAAACGUAAAACGCUCAUAAUAAUCUAUAUUAAUUAUCAUCAUUAUCAUAAAUAAAUGGUUUGAGAAUUUAAUAAAAAAUACCCAAUUUAGCUGUAUUUAAUGAUUUUAAGUCAUAAACCUUAAAUUCCAUAAGAAACAUUUUUUUUUAAAUGAUGUUGAAUGUAAUCCUGAACGCACAAGUUGAGUCGAUGCAAUUUCAAAACGCUUCGUCAGAAAUGUCAACAUUGUUAACAAAAAUUUUCUCACCGACUCCGACACGUAAAAAUACACAACUUCCAGAGUUUUCUGUUAAGCGAGGUUUAGACUAUCAAGAACUUGCAUGCAAUUUUCGUUACAUUGCGGUAUCUGAUCAACCUUUUGAAUAGUUUACUUUAGUAGUCGGAAAUGUAACUUAAAUUACAUGCAAGUUCUUGCUAGUCUAAACCUCGCUUUAUAAUAUCGUAUUAUCGUAAAAAAAUUAGUGAUUCCAGUGAUGAAGAUGAUCUAACGCCUGUGGAUGUUGCACUUUCCUCGCUAUAGUGAGGGGAAAAGUUUUGUGUAACUAACUUACAAGUAACUAUUUUGGCAAUUGGCUGACUUGUUAAAGAAAGGACAUUGACCCGCCUGUCCCUAAUAUCUCACGCACGCACAUAAUACACGCACGCACGCACAUGCAUAAUUAUAUUACACGCCGGCUGGCGCUCGCAGUGGCAUUGACCGCUGGCAUCAUGGGCGAGACAACAAUAUUACACGCGUGCGAUAGAGAUAGCAACAGGCUAGGCGAAAUUCCUUGCGCAAAGCGUCCUUUCUUUAUCGGUAUGAAAAAAAAAACGUGUUUUUUAUUAAGUAGUUUAUUCUUUAUUGCGUUUAACUAUGUAAGUAUAUACAUAUUAGCGACUUCACUUAUCAUGUUCUGUUUACUUUUUGUAAAAAGAUUAAUAAAUAGAAAAAAUUACAUAA
Cydia strobilella is the source of this 5761-nucleotide messenger RNA. Its product is annotated as zinc finger protein 26-like. Gene Ontology annotation, biological process: regulation of transcription by RNA polymerase II. Bases 624 to 2525 code for a protein of 633 amino acids. The record is from RefSeq and is a predicted model, not a curated record. NCBI's taxonomy places the organism in Eukaryota, Metazoa, Arthropoda, Insecta, Lepidoptera, Tortricidae. The transcript has 11 exons. Gene Ontology annotation, molecular function: chromatin insulator sequence binding. Gene Ontology annotation, cellular component: chromosome.